AUGGAUAAUUACAUAAUUAUGUGUAUUAUGGUGGUGAUUAGCAUGAUGGUGAUUAGUUUAGUAGAUGCACAAACGGCUCCACCUUGUGCUGAUCAGAUAUUACCAUGCAUGGAUUACCUAAACUCCACUAACCCACCAGACAUUUGUUGCAAUCCAAUUCAAGAUAUGUAUCACACAUCCCAUGAAACAUGUUUCUGUCAACUUGCAACUCCUGGAUUACUUGAAGGUUUUGGUGUUCAGCUUCAUCAGGCUAUCCAAGUUGUUCAUGCUUGCGGUGUCGAGUUUGAUGUCACUUCCUGCAAAGCUUCUUCUCCAGCUUUUUCUCCUUCAUUGGUGACACCUCCAGCAACACUUGGAAGUGAUGAAGCAGGAGCAUAUAAGAUUAAAUUAAGUGGACUAUACUUCAUACCGUUGUUCAUUUGGGCAUGUGUGUUGUUUCAUUAA
Messenger RNA from Vicia faba (fava bean), 444 nucleotides. NCBI's taxonomy places the organism in Eukaryota, Viridiplantae, Streptophyta, Magnoliopsida, Fabales, Fabaceae. The record is from the annotation of a GenBank genome assembly.